AUGAGUGACAUCGCUAGUGACGAGGACGUCGCGCGAUAUGCCGGCCACGAUGGUCACAGUCGCUCGGGCUCGCCAGAGCUUUGUGGCACGCAAACAGCAAAUAUCGACAAGCAAUCUGAAGGUCCUGUAUCCACUAGUAGCAGCAUUAGCGCUGAGCGCGACAAUUAUACUACUGUGUCCAAGCUCGAGAACAAGCCAGACAUGUCCCAGACGACUAACGGCGCGACCGCUGUGCGGAGCAACCCCGUCGAGGAACAGAAGGGGUUUGAACGAGAAGGGGUCACGCUAUCACUUAAAUCUCUCUCGACCAAAGCUCAACAUCUCUGUCGCGUCGCAGAUGACAUUCUCGGUUGCAUGAAGAAAGUGGAAGAAGCCAUGCUCCAGUUCAAGCAGUACAUACAGGCCGAGAAGGAUGGCAACAAGCCCCUCUACAAAUGGUCCAAAUUCGAAGGCUACCGCGUUAUUAGUCGCUCAAUUAACGAUCUGGAUGAAGCAGCGGCCAAACUCGAGCCGGCCGAUCUCCCUCGUCCUCAAGUCAAGAUAUACCUUAGCAGAGCGACACAGAUUUCUCUCGCCGUUAGCCAGAUUGCUGUGUUUGCCAUGGGCGUCAUGAGUGAAAAAUCCGCCAACUGUAUCGAUGAGAUUGAAGAAUCAUCUUUGAGUGCUGAGUGCAAGGGUACUGCGCACUCGUUCGUCACCACCGAACUGAAGAAGCUUCUGAAGCACUGUGCUAGAGCAACUGAACGUGUAUAUGCAGCACUUGAUCUGCUCAGACAGUCGCUUACCAUUGAUGAGUCCUAUCAGAACCCUGAUAUGCCCCUCAUCAAAGAGCUCAUCGCCGAGAGAGAAGCUCGUCUGCACGCGUCACGCACAAGCUGGUUGUGGAACGCCGCUGGGAUCGUACUCGGGGCUGCAACAAGUGCCGCCAUCGGUCUCACAGCAGCACGUCUAUACGGAGCUGGUGGUUUCGACCUCGAAAGUAUGAUUCCAAGCAGCAGCGUGCAUGGACAAGUGAUGAAUCUCGUUCAUCGUGCUCAGGCAGUCACCAACCUCACAGGCGAGAUCUACAAGAUCAAGUUGGAGGAUCUCGGUCAGCGCUACAAUGAUCUCGUAGAAGUCUCUGAGUCAUAUGGCCUACGCAUCGACAACCUCGUGGAAGCAUUAGGCGUCCCUAAUGAGCAGGGUACCUACUUCUUGUCAGCGCCUUCAGAUUCUACCCCAAAGACAGACUGCCAAGUUCCCGAAGACAUCCGCGCAUACAUGAAAAAGAUCUCUGCAGAUGCUAAUCGCCAGCUUGAGCGGCUGCGCAGCGAGAUGGAGCUCAUGCGCAAAAAUGUUCACCGCAUGGAUAUCCGCCUUACGAAGCGUCUCGACAAGGUCGAUCGCUAUGGUUUGUGA
Messenger RNA from Pyrenophora tritici-repentis Pt-1C-BFP, 1398 nucleotides. RefSeq lists its product as uncharacterized. NCBI's taxonomy places the organism in Eukaryota, Fungi, Ascomycota, Dothideomycetes, Pleosporales, Pleosporaceae. The record is from RefSeq and is a predicted model, not a curated record.